AUGUACAAGAACGACCGGUCGGUGAAGAACUCUGCGGAAUUUUGUGAGCUCAUCCGUGACAUCCGCAUAGACGAUGGCGACGUCAUGAUGUCUUUUGAUGUCAUCUCCCUGUUUACAAACGUGCCCAUUGACGUAGCUCUGUCCGUAGUUCGAACGAAGCUGAGAGCUGACGUUGACUUAGAAGACCGCACUGAUCUUUCAGUUGAAGACAUUUUAGAACUUUUAAAGUUAUGCCUCGGACAAACCUUCCUCCAAUUCAAGAACAGGUUCUUUAAACAAACCGACGGAUGCCCCAUGGGCAGCCCAAUUUCAACGACCAUUGCCAACUUAGUCAUGGAGUUUGUUGAAGACAAGGCCUUAGAGGACGCAGGACAAUUCAUCACCUUUUACAGACGUUAUGUUGACGACACAUUUGUGAUUAUUAAGAAGAAUUUCACCAACACAUUCUUUGACAAGCUGAACAGCAUUCAUCCUAACAUCCAGUUCACGUGCGAGGAGGAGAAAGAGAAAAAGAUCGCCUUCUUGGAUGUCCUCGUGCAAAGAGACCCGUGCGGAAACUUGAAGACCUCGGUUUACAGAAAACCGUGCGACACAAGUCAGGUCCUGCAUUAUGGUUCGGGGCACCCUCUUGAACACAAGCGAUCGGUUGUUCGUUCCCUGCUUUCACGCGCCAUGAAGAUCCCUUCAGAUCAUCAGACAAGACAUGAAGAAAUAACAAAGGCCAAAGCGGAUCUACGAAGAAGGGCAUACCCCGAGCAAUUUAUCUGUGAUACAUACCACCGAAUGAUGAAUACACGCCCGGAACAGGCGGAAAGUAGUCAAGAAAGACCCAUGUACGUUACCAUCCCCUACCUGAAGGGUGUGUCAGAACCAAUUAGACGGUUGCUCUCCGAGGUUAGACUAGAGAAAAUCAUAGUAGACUGCACAAGCUUCUCUGUCACAUUACUGCAGUUAAAUGGCAUUGUUUGUCAGAGCUUGGAAGAGCAGGCCAAUGCCCUUGGGGAACAUGUAUUCAGCUCAUCCCGCUACAGCAGAGACUUUUUAAAAAUCAAAUUAUCUGCCGAGGAACAGACUAUUCCAAGUGGGGGCUGUGAGGAGUACUCGUACAAUUCACUUUUUACGAUGACAGAGCUAUGA
Ornithodoros turicata is the source of this 1137-nucleotide messenger RNA. RefSeq lists its product as uncharacterized. The transcript has 2 exons. Lineage: Eukaryota; Metazoa; Arthropoda; Arachnida; Ixodida; Argasidae. The record is from RefSeq and is a predicted model, not a curated record. The coding region runs from base 1 to 1137 and encodes 378 amino acids.